GCAUGACAGAGUGAGAACUGAGACAUCUGUGGCUCUCAGGGUGUUACUUUCAGGAAGUUGUGGUAAGAUUUGGGUGGACCGCUAUGAGACCAAGACGGACAGGGAACUUUACUGACAAAAGUUCUGAAGAGCUCAGUCGAUACCGAGGUCAGGACAGCGCUGCAGAGAGUUCUUUACACACCCAGGUCCCACUUACCCAAGCAAGAUGAAGAAAUGCCCCACUGCUAUUAAUGGUGAUGGAGAUGUAGCCUCUGCUGUUCACAGCUCUGCUAAAAUGAGAGAAAAAGUGUGUCAUGUAAAUACCGUCAGCAUCAGAGCACAGAGCAGUGAGAGACCAGGGCCCAGAUGUCCAACAACAUACAACCACGUUCCCAGAGAGCGACCGAACCUCACAGUCUUGGCAUCCAACGUGACCUUGCGCUCUCAUCAGAGACGCUGGUCAGUUGACUUUUGUAAAUGCCAGACACCGCCUGUCAUCAUGCUGAGGAAGAACAAAAAGGAACCUGACCCUCCUCAGCGCACUGCUUCCCUUCUGCGACUAGAGACAUCCUCGCAUUCGUCUUUCAAGCGAUACUCAUGCCCCCCCAUUGGGAUCUUUUCAUCGACAUCUUCCUCUUCUUCCUCCACCUCCUCCUGUUCUUCCCCAACUUCUGUUCCCACAUCUGUCAUCAUCGGCCCAGAUCCUUUAGGAUGGAAAAUACAACCCAAAUCCAGGUUCAACUCCUCUCAGAACCGCACCAAGAGGCUGUCUCUGCAAAUCCCUCUCCCUACUCUCCCUAUCCCCAGCUCUCCAAACCCAGAACCUUUGUCUCAAACCAAACCUGCACUGAGACCCAAACCUUCCCGCCGCCACCACUCCGAGUCCUCUGCCUUCCUGAAAUCUCUCAGGAAGACUCAGCCUGCGGUGACUCUUGAGCAGCUCCAUGCCGUGCAUCUCCGGCGAGUUAGCCUUUCCGAUGAAUCGGACGACGUCUUUGAUGAGCCGGGUCAAAGCCAGGGAAAGGUGUCUGUUUCACCCCGGAAAAUACCGCCCCCUGUUCCAGAGAAGACAGCCAUGGCCAGGAAAAUAGCACAGCUGAUUGCUUGUUCAUGGCACAGGCCAGUUACAGCCAACAUCAACAAGAUCACUGCGAUGAAGCCAACGUCUGAACACUGGCAGAAUAAGGGCCAUAACAACAUGUGUGCCACAAAAAUGGCAGAGCUGCAUCUUUAUAACGUCUGCAACAGGAACAGGUGAACCGCACGCUUCCCCGGCCGUGAAAUGCGAGGAGAUGACUGAAGAGUCUCCUCCUCAGCUUCACAAAUUACGACCGCGGGACGUGAAGCCCAGAGAACAAACUGUCCCCGAAGACGACUUCGCUCAAGUUUUCCUUUUUUUCAUGGUUUUAUGCUCCAAGGACUAAUAUUGCUGAAAUUGUUGAAAACUAAAGUGUCUCAUUACUUCAAUAUUUUACACUCCCCUCCCUAAAUCAUAUGUGCCUCCUUGCAAUUGCAUUUGAUGUUUUGUUUGUGAAAAUUACUGGUGUGACUGAAAAUGUUUGUACAGGCCCAGGUAUGCAAUUACCUUUGAAUUAAACUUAGUAAAAUGUGCCUGUUUCUAUGCAAUUACCUCAUGUGAGUUGAACAAAAAGUCUGAAAUAAAGAUAAUGAGGCGUCAGGAUUUAACUACCGUUAGUCGACAUGUC
Molecule: messenger RNA, 1685 nt
Organism: Poeciliopsis prolifica (blackstripe livebearer)
Lineage: Eukaryota; Metazoa; Chordata; Actinopteri; Cyprinodontiformes; Poeciliidae
Exons: 3
Coding region: 206-1237 (343 amino acids)
Source: RefSeq, a predicted model, not a curated record